AUGCCUUCCGAACACACGACUAACUCUGCUACCGAGCGCAUGAAGCGAUUCUUGGAGGACAAGGAUUGGAAGUUUUAUUGUGCUGUUGCCGCUGGUGUUGCCGCUGCAGGUGCUGGUGCUUACUACCUCUCCUCUUCUGGCAGCGACAAGAAGAAGCCCAAGCAGCAUAAACGCGAAAUGAAAAAGGAGGGCUCUGCUUCUUCCCCUGCUGCUACCGAGACCAAGAAGGAAAAGGAACCUGCCACUGCUGAAAAGGCUGCUGCUGCCGUUAGCGAGGAGCAAUAUGAGGAAAUGUCGGAUGAAGCCAUUGAAGCAUUGAGCCAAGAGAAACGUGCCGAGGCUGCUCAGACCCUCAAAGCCAAAGGAAACAGCUUGUUCACUAGCAAGAAUUACGAAGAAGCCGUUCGUUUGUAUACUCAAGCUAUCCGCUUCAAGGCCGACUCUAUUUUCUUCGCCAACCGUGCCGCUUGCUUUGCUAACCUUGGCAAGCAUGACAAUGUGAUUGAAGACUGCAACGCUGCUCUUAAGCUCGACCCUGUCUACGUCAAGGCUCUCAAUCGACGUGCUUUGGCUUUUGAAAAGAAGGGUGAAUUCGUCAACUCGCUCUAUGAUUACACUUGCGUUUGUAUCUUGGAUGGCUUCCGAAAUGAAAAUGCUGCCAAGGCAAUGGAACGUAUGUUACAACGCGUCUCCCAAGAUAAGGCUCAGGAAAUCAUGAAGUCCAAGAAGCCUCGUCUUCCUUCUUCCACUUUUGUGAAUGCCUACUUUGAGUCUUUCCGCCCUGUCAACUUGGAGCUUCCUGCCAACGUGGAUGAAUCAAGUGGUGAUGGUUACUUUGUCAAGGCAUACAAUGCUGUCAAGGAAAAGAACUUUACUGAAGCCUUGGAAGCUUGCGAGAAGGCCAUUGAGCUCGGCUGCUCAUCUCAGUAUCAAGCCUAUGCCUACAACCUUCGUGGCACGUUUGACUUUUUGAAGGGCGACAACAAGGGUGCUUUGGAAGCUUUGGACAAGUCGAUUGAGCUCGAUUCCAAGUUGGUGCAAAGCUACAUUAAGCGCUCGAGCUUGUACAUGGAACAAAGUGAUAUUACCAAUGCCUUCAAGCAAUUUGACGAUGCACUUGCCAUCAACCCAAGCGAUCCUGAUGUUUAUUAUCACCGUGGUCAAGUGAACUACAUCAGUGGCAACUUUGACGCUGCUGCUAAGGAUUAUACUGAAAGCUUGAAGCUUGAUGACUCCUUUGUCUUUGCUCACAUUCAAUUGGGUGUUGUACAAUAUAAGCUUGGAUCCAUCUCAUCGGCCAUGUCGACCUUCAACAAUACACUCAAGAAAUUCCCCCAAUCUGCCGAUGUCCAAAACUACUAUGGUGAACUCUUGGUUGAUCAACAAAAGAUCUCUGAAGCCAUUGAAGCAUUCAGCAAAGCAAUUGAAUUGGAUGCCAAGAACCCACUCCCCUACAUCAACAAGGCCAUGCUUAUGUACCAAGCCAUGGGUGAUGCUACUGAAGCUACCAACCUUUGCAAAAAGGCAUUGGAAUUCGACCCUGCAUGUGAUGCAGCUGUUGCCUCGCUUGCUCAAAUUCUCUUGGAACUUGGCAAGGCUGAAGAAGCACUUGGCUACUAUGAGAUGGCUAUUGGUUUGGCACGGACACAACCUGAACUCGAGCAUGCUAUUUCGUAUGUUGAAGCUACCAAGGCUCAAAUCAGGUUCGCACAAGAAUAUCCUGAAGCUGCUGCCAAGUUGCGAGCUGGUCGUGGUGGAAUGUGA
Messenger RNA from Lichtheimia ornata, 1764 nucleotides. RefSeq lists its product as uncharacterized. Lineage: Eukaryota; Fungi; Mucoromycota; Mucoromycetes; Mucorales; Lichtheimiaceae. Gene Ontology annotation, molecular function: protein binding. Bases 1 to 1764 code for a protein of 587 amino acids. The record is from RefSeq and is a predicted model, not a curated record. The transcript is spliced from 11 exons.